Chenopodium quinoa (quinoa) is the source of this 444-nucleotide messenger RNA. RefSeq lists its product as uncharacterized. The transcript is spliced from 2 exons. The coding region runs from base 1 to 444 and encodes 147 amino acids. The record is from RefSeq and is a predicted model, not a curated record. NCBI's taxonomy places the organism in Eukaryota, Viridiplantae, Streptophyta, Magnoliopsida, Caryophyllales, Amaranthaceae.
AUGUUACACUCAGAUUAUACAAAUCCAAUUGAUGCUUCUGGUUUAGAUCUUAGAGGAUCAUUUGUUGGUGUGGUAAGAGAAACUUUUGAAGAAAUUUUGGAAUUGUAUGAAAAACAUGCUGCUAUACUGGGGUUUUCAAUAAGAAAACAUACAACUAGAUUCAAACAACACACAAAAAUAGUAACUGAGAAAAACUAUGUGUGUUCUGCUGAGGGAAAGAGACAUUCAGGUCAGAAGAAAACAAAGUUAGUUGAAAUGGUUGAUGAAGAGGAUGUAAAUGUAAAAACAAGAAAUCCAAGACAAGUAUCCAUUACAAGAUCGAAUUGCAAGGCAUGCAUAAGAGCAAAAGUGAAUAAAGAAGGACAGUUUGAGGUGGUGGCUCAUGUUAUUCAGCAUAACCACGAGCUAAAAAAAGCCACAGUGGCAUUAUUUGCAUCGUUCUGA